GAGCAGUCUCUAUCCCUGUCUCUUUGUCCAACUAAAAGGCUCCUCCUCCUCUUCAUUAAUAAUUUCAUCCAAUCGUUAGUCUCCUUCCUACCAGAUUAAGGCUCUGAGAGAGAUAAAGAGCUUGGGAGGGAGUUUGAGCACAUUUUUUUGUUAAGAAUCCAUUCAAGAAGUUUCAGGCUUAAUUUAUACAUACAUUAUCCUUGAAAUCCAUCCAAACUUUAUCUCAUCUCUUUCUUGCACUCUCUAGCUUCCUGUUAGUGUGCACUUGAGCAAAAAGUGUUGUGCUAAAAUGAGGAUAGCAGUGAUUGGAGCCGGUAUCAGUGGUUUAGUAUCAGCUUAUGUUCUUGCAAAGGAAGGUGUUGAUGUGGUGCUCUAUGAGAAAGAAGAUUACUUAGGUGGUCAUGCUAGGACUGUUACCUUUGAAGGUGUUGAUUUGGACUUGGGAUUCAUGGUCUUCAAUCGUGUAACAUACCCGAAUAUGAUGGAGUUCUUUGAGAGUCUUGGAGUUGAUAUGGAGACAUCAGAUAUGUCAUUCUCUGUCAGCUUAGACAAAGGCAAGGGUUGUGAAUGGGGAAGCCGGAAUGGGUUCUCAAGCUUAUUCUCUCAAAAGAGGAACAUUGUUAAUCCUUACUUCUGGCAAAUGAUCCGAGAAAUUAUCAAGUUCAAGGAAGAUGUGAUUCAGUACAUUGAGCAUUUGGAAACCAAUCCUGACAUUGACCGCAAUGAAACCUUAGGCCACUUCAUUAAGUCCAAAGGAUACUCUCAGUUAUUUCAGAAAGCUUAUCUGAUUCCAUUUUGUGGGUCUAUAUGGUCAUGUUCUUCAGAAGGAGUAAUGAGCUUUUCAGCCUUUUCAGUUCUUUCAUUUUGCCGCAACCAUCAUUUGCUUCAGCUUUUCGGCCGACCCCAGUGGCUUACGGUUAGAUGGCGUUCACAGUCUUACAUUGACAAGGUAACGGAGGAAUUGGAUCGCCGAGGUUGUCAAAUAAAAACAGGCUACGCAGUAAACUCUGUUUCAACAUAUAACGGAGGUUGCACUGUAACAUGCUUAGAUGGUUCAAGUGAAAGCUAUGACGCGUGCAUAAUGGGUGUCCAUGCACCUGAUGCUUUGAGCAUGUUAGGAGAAGAAGUAACAUAUGAGGAAAAAAGAAUACUUGGAGCCUUUCAAUAUGCCAGCAGUGAUAUAUUCCUUCAUCACGACAAAAAUCUAAUGCCUCGAAACCAGGCAGCAUGGAGUUCAUGGAAUUUUCUGGGGAACACAGGAAACAGAAUCUGCUUGACCUAUUGGCUCAAUGUACUCCAGAAUCUUGAUGAAACGGGUCAACCUUUCCUUGUGACGCUCAAUCCACCUCAUACACCUGACAACACCUUGCUUAAAUGGACAACAAGUCAUCCAGUUCCUUCAGUUGCUGCCUCAAAAGCUUCUCUUGAGCUUGAUCAAAUCCAAGGCAAGAGGGGAAUAUGGUUCUGUGGAGCAUACCAGGGUUAUGGAUUCCAUGAGGAUGGACUAAAGGCAGGCAUGAUUGCUGCGCAUAGUGUUCUUGGAAGGAACUGUAAUUUAUUGACAAAUAAAAAGCAUAUGGUACCCUCUCUGACAGAAACAGGAGCACGCCUUUCCGUGACUAGAUUCCUUGGUAAUUUUAUCUCCACAGGUAGUUUGAUUUUGUUAGAGGAUGGAGGCACAGUUUACACGUUUGAGGGUACAAAAGGAAAAUGCCAUCUUAAAUCUGUCCUGCGGGUUCACAAUCCUCAGUUUUACUGGAAGAUUGCUACACAGGCUGAUUUAGGCCUUGCAGAUGCUUACAUCAACGGCGAUUUUUCCUUCGUUGACAAGGAAGAAGGUCUUCUAGAUCUAUUCAUGAUAUUCAUUGCCAAUAGGGAUAUGAAUAACUCUGUUAACAACAGUAAAAGGGGUUGGUGGACACCAAUGUUUUUUACUGCUGGAAUUGCAUCAGCGAAGUACUUCCUCAAGCAUGUUUCAAGGCAAAACACACUAACGCAAGCUCGCAGAAACAUAUCUAGACAUUAUGACCUGAGUAACGAUCUAUUUGCACUGUUCUUGGAUGACUCAAUGACAUACUCAUGUGCUAUUUUUAAGAAAGACGGUGAGGACUUAAAGGUUGCACAAAUGAGAAAAAUCUUACUUUUGAUUGAAAAGGCUAAAGUUGAAAGCAAACAUGAAGUUCUUGAGAUUGGAUGCGGUUGGGGUACAUUGGCUAUAGAACUUGUAAGAAGAACUGGAUGUAGAUACACUGGCAUCACACUAUCCGAGGAGCAGCUGAAAUAUGCAGAAAUUAAAGUGAAAGAAGCUGGCCUUCAGGACCGUAUACGGUUUCUUCUGUGUGAUUAUCGUCAAGUGCCUGAUAACAUCAAAUACGAUAGGAUUAUAUCAUGUGAAAUGUUAGAAGCAGUCGGGCAUGAAUUCAUGGAGAGCUUUAUGAAUUCAUGUGAUUCAGUUUUGGCUGAAAAUGGUCUUCUUGUACUACAGUUUAUAUCAAUACCAGAUGAACGGUAUAACGAAUACAGACAAAGUUCAGAUUUUAUAAAGGAGUAUAUUUUCCCUGGAGGUUGCCUACCGUCUUUGAGUAGAUUAACAACAGCUAUGGCUGCUGCAUCCAGACUCUGUGUGGAGCACAUUGAAAAUAUAGGAAUUCAUUAUUACGAAACACUAAUUCGUUGGAGGAAUAAUUUCAUGGCAAGACAGAGUGAAAUUGUUGCACUAGGAUUCGACGAAAAGUUCAUCCGAACAUGGGAAUAUUACUUUAUAUACUGCGCUGCUGGGUUCAAAACACGCACACUCGGAGUCUAUCAGAUUGUGUUUUCUCGUCCUGGCAACCUUUCUGCAUUCAAGGAUCCUUACAAAAGCAUCCCUUCAGACUUCUGAGUCCACAGUGAUGGACCGCAUAUCCAAUUUGUUUGUUUUGCUUCCACAUCUACAACCCUUGACAAUUCCAAGGGGUGUGUAGUUUUAGCAUUGGUUUUGUUUAAUCUUUUUCAUCAUCUUGUUACUAAAAGUCAAUCAAAUGAGAUCGAUCAGAAGAGAAUUGAAAAGAGAAAUUGUGAAACCGGAGAAAUUUUACAUGAAACUUUGGUGUGCAUACGGCACCUUGCUUGGGUGCACUGGGUGCCUGCAAGUUGGUUGUCAAGUCAUUUUAGCUUCAUAAUGUAAAAAAGAAAAGAAAACAUAAUAUGCUACGCAGGCAAAUAAUCAAAUAAAAGUUAUUUUAUUUAUAA
Messenger RNA from Papaver somniferum (opium poppy), 3231 nucleotides. RefSeq lists its product as uncharacterized. The transcript is spliced from 24 exons. The coding region runs from base 290 to 2881 and encodes 863 amino acids. Lineage: Eukaryota; Viridiplantae; Streptophyta; Magnoliopsida; Ranunculales; Papaveraceae. Gene Ontology annotation, molecular function: methyltransferase activity; oxidoreductase activity. The record is from RefSeq and is a predicted model, not a curated record.